This is a messenger RNA of Purpureocillium takamizusanense, 2284 nucleotides long. RefSeq lists its product as uncharacterized. NCBI's taxonomy places the organism in Eukaryota, Fungi, Ascomycota, Sordariomycetes, Hypocreales, Ophiocordycipitaceae. The record is from RefSeq and is a predicted model, not a curated record. The transcript is spliced from 2 exons. Gene Ontology annotation, molecular function: protein binding; asparaginase activity. Bases 271 to 2025 code for a protein of 584 amino acids.
CUCGCGCGCACCUGUCAUGUCAAACCUGGGGGUAAUGGGAACGCCCAAGGCGCGGUGCCACGGGGUUCCUAUGACUAAAAGUUGGCGGAUUUUUUUCGCCUUUUCGCGAGGCCCCACGGCGUCGGCCCCUCCUUCCGGCAGUCGUCCGCCAAAUGGACCUUCCGUCUACAGGUAAGGAAGGUUAGUAGGCAAAGCAGCUUACCGCAGGGUACCACCAAGUACUAAGUACGUAUAAGCCGCCCGCCAUGCUCUCGUGGACUCGGUCCGUCUAUGUCGACGACAAACGCUCACUCUCACCCUCUCACCUUACCAACGGUCCUCGUUUGCCCACCCUGGCGCGCACGAUGCCUUGAACCUCGCCGGCCUCGUGUUACAGCAACAGACAGGACAGUCCAAAAAAAAAAAAAAACUCCUGAAAAGAGAGACAAGAGCAACAAAAUGGUCCCCCCGCAGGUCGGACACUCCGAGGUCGACGCCGGUCUCCCAGAGUCCCGUGUCCUCAUCAUCGGCACCGGAGGCACGAUAUGCAUGCAGGAUGGCCCCGACGGCCUCGCCCCACGCGGCGGUUUCCUCGAGAGCGCCAUGGCCCCGCGACCGACCUUUAACGACAUGUCUGGGCCCCGUGUCAAGCUUCAGGCCUACAGACAAGGAGAGCUCCUCAGCAUCGACUCUCUCCGCACGCCCCCGACGGCUCAUCAGCGCCACAUCCGCUAUGGCAUUCUGGAGUUUGACCCCCUCCUCGACUCCUCCUCCAUCUCCGCAUGCGACUGGGCCGCCAUGGCCUUAGCCGUCCAGGAAAACUACCACCUCUUUGACGGCUUCGUCAUCCUCCACGGCACCGACUCCCUAGCCUACACCGCGUCCGCCCUCUCCUUCAUGUUCUCCAACCUCGGCAAGCCCGUCAUCCUCACUGGCUCACAGGCUCCCAUUUUCGCCCUCCAGAGCGACGCCGUCGACAACCUCCUCGGCUCCCUCGUCAUCGCCGGCACCUAUGUCAUCCCCGAGGUCGGUCUCUUCUUCCACCACAAGCUCUACCGUGGCAACCGCACCACAAAGGUCUCCGCCGCCUCCUUCGAGGCCUUUGCCAGCCUAAACUGUGAGCCCCUCGCAAAGGUCAACGGGCUCGGCAUCAGCGUAAACUGGCCCCUCGUCCUCCGCCCUACCAGCAUCGCCGGCUUCUCUGUCAACCGCCACCUCGACACCACCCACGUCGCCUGCCUGCGCAUCUUCCCUGGCAUUAAGCCCGAGAUGGUUGACGCCGUUCUUCACCUCCCCGACCUGCGCGGUCUCAUCCUUGAGACGUUUGGCAUGGGCAACGUCCCCGGAGGCGUUGACGGCCGCUUGACCCAGGUCAUCAAGGCCGCCGUCGAGCGUGGAGUCAUCGUCGUCAACGUCAGCCAGUGUGUGAGCGGCUUCGUCUCCCCCGUGUACGCGCCCGGCACCCAGCUUGGCCGCGUCGGCGUCAUCUUCGGCCUCGACCUUACUGCAGAGGCCGCCCUUGCGAAGCUCUCCCACCUGCUCGCCCUGCCCGGCCUCUGCAACAAGGACAUUGCCAAGCGCUUCUCCUUGUCCCUGCGUGGCGAGAUGACAGAGAUCGCCCAUCCCACCUUCUCCCACCCCAUGGCGCCUCUUGAUGCCUCCGCCGUCACCAAACUUACGCCGCAAGAGUCCGCCUUCGCCGCUCUCGGCUAUGCCAUCCAAAACGAGGAGGUCGCCAUCGUCAAGCACCUGCUCGAGGGCGAGGGCAGCCAGCUUCUCAAGACGGCCGACUACGCCGGGAACACGGCCGUCCACCUCGCCGCUGUCUGCGGCAGCACCGAGAUCAUGCUCGAGCUGCUCAAGCGCGGCGCCAGCGUCCACGAGCGCAAUCGCGCCGACAACUCGCCCCUCUUCCUCGCCACCCUGUCGGGCAAAGAGGCUUGCGCGCAGCUCCUCCGCUCCGCCGGCGCGCACCUCUCUGUGGAGGAGAUUGAGCGGGGGCCCCUCGCCAAGUAUCGGCGUGAGAACCACCAAGAUGGUCACUAAACGUCGAUGGGCAUGGUGCCGAGGGAUGGCCUGGAGAAUGCUCCCUUGGCAGCCUGUGAGCGCAACUCGACCUUGAUGGGACAAGAACGGACCUUGGGAGGUGUCGCGGGUAUAGAGACACUUUGCAACAACGACAUUAGAUACAUUCCCUACGUCUUAGCAUAUCGAAAGCCCGGUGGCGGCUCAGCGUAUAUGAAUCGGACGAGUGAUAUAGCUCUUUAGUUUGACGUUUAGAAACGAAAGCAUAUAAUCUGUCGCC